AUGAUGUCAUUGCCGCCCCGCGCCGCAGGGAGCCGGCGGUCGCUGCCAGGGCCCCCGGGGAUGCUGCCGGCAGACUUUGUUCUCACCAAGCUAAUGAAAUUGUGUGUUUCAGCUUUAUGCCAGUAUAUACAGGCCUCUAAAACCCGAGAUGGUGCCAGCCGUUUCAUUUCGAGUGCAACAGAAGGGGAGAACUUUGAACAGACUCCAUUAAGACGCACAUUUAAAUCCAAAGUUCUUGCUCGCUAUCCUGAGAAUGUUGAAUGGAACCCUUUUGACCAGGAUGCAGUGGGAAUGCUGUGUAUGCCUAAAGGGCUUGCUUUCAAGACACAAGCAGAUUCCAGAGAACCUCAGUUCCACUCUUUUAUUAUUACUCGUGAAGAUGGCUCACGGACAUUUGGAUUUUCUCUCACGUUUUUUGAGGAAGUUACUAGCAAACAGAUCUGCAGCGCAAUGCAGACGUUGUAUCAUAUGCACAAUGCUGAAUAUGACAUCCUCCAAACUCCACCCACAAAUGACAAGGAUAGCUGCAGCAGCACUGGGGACUGCAAUGGCACUGCUGUUUCAAAGCUACAGCGUUUUAACUCCUAUGACAUCAGCAGAGACACGCUCUACGUCUCAAAGUGCAUUUGUCUGAUUACUCCAAUGUCUUUCAUGAAAGCGUGUAAGAAAGUACUAGAACAGCUUCACCAAGCAGUGACUUCACCUCAGCCUCCACCUCUACCUUUGGAAAGCUACAUCUACAAUAUUCUCUAUGAGGUUCCUCUUCCUCCAGCAGGAAGGUCAUUAAAAUUUUCAGGUGUUUAUGGACCAAUUAUCUGCCAGAGGCCAAGCACCAGUGAACUACCAUUAUUUGAUUUUCCGGUUCAAGAAGUUUUUGAAUUGCUGGGUGUAGAAAAUGUGGUUCAACUCUUUACCUGUGCCCUCUUGGAAUUUCAGAUACUACUUUAUUCACAGCAUUAUCAGAGACUGAUGACUGUGGCAGAGACCAUCACAGCACUAAUGUUUCCAUUUCAGUGGCAGCAUGUGUAUGUUCCUAUCCUUCCAGCAUCCCUCCUUCAUUUUCUAGAUGCUCCUGUCCCUUACCUCAUGGGCUUGCACUCUAAUGGGCUGGAUGACAGGUCUAAGCUGGAACUUCCUCAAGAGGCUAACCUGUGCUUUGUGGAUGUAGACAACCAUUUCAUCGAGCUGCCAGAAGACUUACCCCAGUUCCCAAAUAAACUUGAGUUCAUUCAGGAAAUUUCAGAGACGCUGAUGGCUUUUGGCAUUCCACCUGAGGGAAACCUUCACUGCAGUGAAAGUGCCUCCAAGAUGAAGAGCCUCAGAGCCUGUGACCUGGUGUCUGAUAAAAGAAAUGGGAACAUCGCAGGAUCGCCUUUGAAUUCCUAUGAGCUGCUAAAGGAAAAUGAAACUAUUGCAAGACUCCAAGCACUUGUUAAAAGAACAGGUGUCAGUCUAGAAAAGCUGGAGGUGCGAGAAGAGACCAGUAGCAAAAAGGAUCUUAAAAUUCAAUGUGAUGAAGAAGAAUUCAAGAUUUACCAGCUGAACAUUCAAAUUCGUGAAGUUUUUGCCAACCGCUUUACACAAAUGUUUGCAGAUUAUGAAGUAUUUGUCAUUCAACCCAGUCAAGACAAGGAAUCUUGGUUUACAAACAGGGAACAGAUGCAAAACUUUGAUAAAGCAUCUUUCUUGUCCGACCAGCCUGAACCUUACUUGCCUUUCCUCUCGAGAUUCCUGGAGACCCAGAUGUUUGCAUCUUUUAUUGACAAUAAGAUUAUGUGCCAUGAUGAAGAUGAUAAAGACCCUGUUUUGAGAGUAUUUGAUUCUAGAGUGGAUAAAAUUAGGCUGCUAAACGUUAGGACACCAACUCUGCGCACAUCCAUGUAUCAAAAGUGUACAACCAUUGAUGAGGCUGAGAAAUCUAUUGAAUUAAGGCUAGCAAAAAUCGAUCACACUGCGGUUCACCCACACUUACUGGACAUGAAAAUUGGACAAGGGAAAUACGAGCUUGGAUUUUUUCCCAAGCUUCAGUCUGAUGUUUUAUCCACUGGACCAGCAAGCAACAAGUGGACAAAGAGAAAUGCUCCUGCACAGUGGAGGCGGAAGGACAGACAGAAGCAACACACAGAGCACCUGCGUCUUGACAAUGAUCAGAGAGAGAAAUACAUCCAAGAAGCCAGGAAUCUGGGCAGCACUAUUCGGCAGCCCAAACUGUCUAACCUCUCUCCAUCGGUAAUUGCACAAACAAACUGGAAGUUUGUAGAUUGCCGAAAUAAGACCAAGAGGAUGUUGGUUGAAAAAAUGGGUCGAGAAGCUGUGGAGCUAGGUCAUGGUGAAGUGAAUAUCACAGGUGUAGAAGAGAAUACCCUGAUAGCCAGUCUGUGUGACCUCUUAGAAAGAAUAUGGAGCCACGGUCUGCAAGUCAAACAGGGAAAGUCUGCUUUGUGGUCUCAUCUGUUACACUACCUGGAAAACAGACAGAGAAAAACUACAUCAGGCAGCUUCAGUAGCUCAGGAAUACUUCUUGAUUCAGAAAGGAGAAAGUCUGAUACCAGUCCCGCCAUGUCACCUCUUAGAAUCUCUCUUGUCCAGGAUAUGAGGCAUAUCCAGAACAUUAGUGAGAUCAAAACAGAUGUUGGGAAGGCCAGAGCCUGGGUUCGUCUGUCUAUGGAAAAGAAGUUGCUCUCUAGGCAUCUAAAACAGCUGCUUUCAGAUCAUGAACUCACAAAAAAACUCUACAAGCGUUAUGCGUUCCUCCGCUGUGAUGAUGAGAAAGAACAAUUCUUAUAUCAUCUCCUGUCAUUCAAUGCUGUUGAUUACUUUUGCUUUACCAAUGUUUUCACAACAAUCUUGAUACCAUACCAUAUAUUGAUUGUUCCUAGCAAGAAACUUGGUGGCUCAAUGUUUACAGCCAAUCCUUGGAUCUGUAUCUCGGGAGAACUGGGUGAGACAGGAGUCCUGCAGAUUCCCAGGAAUAUAUUAGAAAUGACUUUUGAGUGUCAGAACCUGGGAAAACUGACCACGGUGCAAAUAGGACAUGAUAAUUCGGGGCUGUAUGCCAAGUGGCUAGUGGAAUAUGUUAUGGUCAGAAAUGAAAUAACAGGGCAUACUUACAAGUUUCCCUGUGGAAGGUGGCUUGGAAAGGGAAUGGAUGAUGGCAGCUUAGAGAGGAUCCUGGUGGGAGAGUUGCUGACUUCCCACACUGAGGCUGAUGAGCGGCAGUGCCGAACCCCUCCUUUGCAGCAGUCACCAAGCAUGAUCAGAAGAUUUGUCACUAUAUCGCCAAACAAUAAGCCAAAGUUAAAUACUGGUCAGAUACAAGAAGCUAUUGGUGAAGCUGUCAAUGGUAUUGUCAAGCACUUCCACAAGCCAGAGAAGGAG
Pterocles gutturalis (yellow-throated sandgrouse) is the source of this 3378-nucleotide messenger RNA. Its product is annotated as DENN domain-containing protein 5A-like. Gene Ontology annotation, molecular function: small GTPase binding; guanyl-nucleotide exchange factor activity. NCBI's taxonomy places the organism in Eukaryota, Metazoa, Chordata, Aves, Pterocliformes, Pteroclidae. The record is from RefSeq and is a predicted model, not a curated record.